Messenger RNA from Linum trigynum, 4096 nucleotides. NCBI's taxonomy places the organism in Eukaryota, Viridiplantae, Streptophyta, Magnoliopsida, Malpighiales, Linaceae. The record is from the annotation of a GenBank genome assembly.
GACCAUGAAACUUUCUAGAGAUCGUUUUGAAGCCCAAAUUAGAUCGGACCGGAUCUAACCAGAGAUUCUAUAGGAGUUUAACAACCUUGCUUUGGGGCCAUUAUUCCCUAUAAGUCGUAUAACCAAAUAAUAUUAGUUUCCCAUUCGGUCAAUUCAUUUGAUUGGAUGGAGAAUUUGUUGUGUCGAUCCUUGGAUGGCUCUUUCGUUCAUCUCUUCGUCACAUAGCAAAUGAAAUGAAAGCAACCUUUGUAGAGUGACCAAAGUAAAGUAAGAUUCCAUGCCUGGCCUCUCUAUUUUGAUUUUUGAAUACUAUUUUACAAAUGAGCCAUAUCUUAUCGGAUCAAACCAAUUCAAUUCCAUCACAUGCUUUUAUUUUGGUUUAUAAGAUUUUAGUAUGAGCUACUUUCUAUAUUGAACCGUUUGUCCCGCUAGAUCUAAAGUUUUUGAACAUUAAUCAUGUAAAUGUUAUUUUUUUUUCAUUUUUACCAAUUGCUAUUCACGUAGAAGACAAAAUUCAAUAAAUAAAUGAUUUUAUUAGUUUAUUGCGUCCUUGAUCCGUUUCUUGUCUACCGUAUAAGUUUCAUCCAAACAUAUUAGCAAUGAGGUCAUCUACCUCGUGCUCCAAAAUGAUAGAUACAUUGUAAAAAUUGAAAGAUAUUUAUGAUUGAUAGUAUGAUGAUUAACAAAGAGGCAAAAUAUGAAUUCAUCACGUAUAAAGAUAUUUAGGUAAUCCGUACAAUACAUGCUUAUCUAUAAGUUUAUCUUAAUUAGUUUGAUUAGUAUUGUUGGGAUUGUUAUGACGUUCAAACUAUCAAGUGAAAUCAAGAAUUUUAAAAUCAUACUAGUGGUUUAUACCGAAAAAAAAUAAUGAUCAUUUUGUACUAAAAUUGUGGUUCAAUUGUGGUUCUACCGUCCAAUAUUAUUAAAUCACCUACUUUUUAAAAUGCAAUAUCUGAUAUUUCCGAUCCGAUUUACCGUUUCUUAAACAUUAGUGAAAACCUUCCAAGUUUCCAACAGUCUCGGAUUUAAUCAAAGACAACAUAGGAUAAACAAUGCACAUAAAUAUCGAUUGACCCAUAUUUUUCCUUGGAGCAAAACAAAGAAGAUAGGGGACAAAACAAAUUGAAAGGUGGCAUCGGCCGUAAAUUCGACGAAGAAAAGAGGGUAACGACUAAUAAGUAAUAAGUAACCGAAUCACAAUCUCCUUCUCUUAAUCCGUCAAUUUGUGAUUCCUUCUCGUCCUCUCUCAUUCCAUUUCAGUCGAGAGAAAAAGAAAAGAAUAAAGAGGAUUGAGAACGAACAGUGAAGGGCUGAAGGAAGGCCAGGCUCAAUCUUUCUUCUAUCUCUGUGUUCUUCUAUGGACAGCAAGCUUUUCUUUUCCUAAUCACAAAUCACCGAACCCAUCUCCCACCGCCAUGCCCGUAUAAACCCCCUUUACAAUUUGGCCCCGUUCUUCCAUAAAUUUCCAUUGCCCAUCUCUCCAAUCUUUCUUCUAUCGCUAAGCUUUUGCUUCUCCAGUAGGUUUUUUCAUUCCCUCGUUCCCUUUCUUCCCACCCUCAAUUUUAUGUUCCUCAAUUCGACUUUCUCACUGCAAAACUGCAAUCUUCUGGCGAUUUCGGUUCGGACCCAUCGCCAGAUUUCCCAAUCUCGCAUCGGGAGAGCGACUCUCCUCGUCUUUCUGCUGGUUAUCGCCGCCGCCGCCGCCGGAGACGGCAACAAUUGCAGUGACCCGAGAGGCCCAGGAGAGCAGAACCCAGAAGGCGGUGCAAGCAUCAUGAAGGUUCAUCCUAUGCCCAAUAGGAGGAACAAUAUAACAAUCCGGUACUAUGUGAACCACGGCGGCAGCGGUGGGAAUAAUCAGAGAGGAGGAGGGGGAGUAGGAGGAGAACUAGCCUCCGCCGCUGGCGGUAACAAGAGGCUGAGGAGGCUGCCCCACAUUUUCAAUCGGGUCCUGGAGCUGCCGUUCCGGUCGGAUGCUGAAGUGUUGGUUGAGGAAAGCACCGAUUGCUUCCGAUUCGUGGCGGAGGCGGACGAUGUUGGCGAAGUUAGGGCUCACACCAUUGAAAUCCAUCCCGGGGUAACGAAAAUCGUGAUUCGGCCCAAUGGGUACCUGGAAUUGCCGACGUUGGAUGAUUUGGAGUUGGACAUGUGGAGGUUCCGGCUGCCGGAAUCGACCCGACCCGAUCUAGCCAGCGCGGUUUUCACGGACGGCGAGCUGAUCGUGACGGUGCCCAAGGCGGAGGAAGAAGGUAAUAAUAAUGGCAGCAGGGACUUUAGAGGAGGAAUGGGAAACAAUAAUAACAAUGCUAGGCUUGUGCUUGUACAGUGAAUGAAUGGAAUGGAAUGGAAUUGCUAAGAUAAAAAAAUGGUUCCCUCUUUGCCUUUGCUCUUCCCUUGUUUUCUUCUUUUUUGGGUUAAUGCUUCCAUUUGAAUCACUGUUGUCAACAGAUCCCAAGUUUUAGCCCUUGGAGGUGUUCUUCUGUGGUUGAGAGACUAGACUUCGUAAUGCUUAGCUUUUUUACCAUAUUGAAUGAACCAAGUAAAAGGUUUCAUUCCACCUUCUGUUCUUGAAAUGUGGUUGGUUGAGCAAAUGGCAUUGAAGAUGGGGAAUGGUAUUUGCUUGUUUCGUGGUGUGUCUCCGGUUUUUUGGUGAAGAGCCUCAUGCUCACAUUCGUUGGUAGAGACAUAAGACAUGGUUAGGUUGUGCAUUCGUUUGUUUAAACUGGGAAUCUAGAGAGCAUGUCAUGUCUGCUUGCUUUGUUGCUGGAAAAAAUGCUUUACUCUUUCGUGGUGACUACGAAUAUAUUCUCAGGCACUAUCUGUAUCUUUUGCUAAGCCUGCCUAUUCUAGGACCCUGAGCCUUGUAGUUGUCUUUUAGUUUGGCAGUAAAGACCCUCGAGCGGGUAGCAUAUGAAUCUUAAGGAAAGGAUAAUCUAAGAUCAAAGCAUUAUUAUUGACCAAGCUUUUUCUGAUCCACUUGUGCUUGAGUGAGUGUUCACCACCUUUUCUCUUUAGGAGCUCUUUUUGUUCUGCCCGUUUUUUAAUUAUGGGCACUUUUUUUUUUGUAGUAAUCUAUGACCUGCUUUUCUUUCCUAUCUCAUCAUUAGUGACCUAAUCAUGCAUACUAACAACCAUGAUCUCAUUUGAUCAUAUGAAACUGAAUGAAGCAAUCCACCCCACCAUAGUGGAUGUAUGAUGCUCUCAAGUCUCAACCUUGAAUCCAUUCUUAGAAUCUUAAAGUACCAUACUCCAUGUCUAGCGACUAGCAUGCUGAUGGGGAAGAAUUUACUUCCCAGUUCAGUGCACCCAAAUGAUAAAGGGCACAGUUUUUUUUCCCUAAAACAGUUGUUCAUGUUGUUGCGCUAUAUGAUCCAUGGUUAUCUAAAUCAAAUGUUAUGAUGUUGUGUUCCAUUGAACAAUAGCUGCUGCAUCCUACUUCAUUUUUCAGAGAGAACUGUAGACUGUAGUUUCUGUCUUUGCUUCAGGAUUAGGCGCGUUAUCCGCAGUAGAUUUCUGCAUUGAUUGAGGUAAUGGUUUAUGGGUUGUGGAAUUCUGCGUCAUCCGCGGUAGAAUUCUGCAUUGAUUGAGCUAGGAGAUAUGAAUGGAGCGUGGCAGAGUGAGGUGUGAAAGUUUAGCAGUAUGUAUGUGUGUGUGUAUUUGAGAUGAGGGCUGGAGAUUGAAUGAAGAAUAGAAUAGAUGCUCGCCCAAAGCAGUCCUCUCAGUAGUCAGCAUCGUGCAGAAGAAAGUGAUUCCUUACUUCAUAUGCCGUGUAAGUGUUUUCCGUGGUCCUCUUUCGGAUUACGGAAAAGGGGCAACCUUUUCCGGGAAUCCACAGCUGCUUCACAACACCAACGUUGGCCCUAAUUCUGUGAGUUGUGCUUGUACUGGUCUGUCCCAGUCUGGAAUUCAGACCUGACAGUGGUUAUCUUUUUGGAUGGUGGUGAUUUGGGAGUAAUCAUGUCGAAAUUGAGUUCUUACUUCGAUCAGAUGGUACUCCUUUGCGUCACUCUCUCUUUGUUCCAUUUUGAGAAGUUGAGUUUGAUCAUUUUAAGCCAGGGAAAAGGACAAAUUCCAAAAAAAAAAGACCAUUUUUUAA